Molecule: messenger RNA, 594 nt
Organism: Yarrowia lipolytica CLIB122
Lineage: Eukaryota; Fungi; Ascomycota; Dipodascomycetes; Dipodascales
Cellular component (GO): cytoplasm
Source: RefSeq, a predicted model, not a curated record
AUGUCACUACUUGACAGGUACAACUCGCAACUGGUGGACGAGGGCGACGCGGAGGACCAGGAGUUUCUCGAUCUGCUCGACGACGACGAGGCGUUCCAGGGCUACCGAGAACAGCGUAUUGCCGAACUGUCUAGACAGAUGAAGGAGGCCAAGGACGGCGCACAGAGCGGCCACGGCAGCGUACAGACGCUGGAGAGCGACAAGGACGUGCUGGAAGCCACCACCUCGGCUGACCGGUGCGUGAUCCACUUUUUCCAUCCCGAUUUCACACGAUGCAAAAUCAUGGACAGCAAACUGGAACAACUGGCAGCACGACACUUGGGCACGCGUUUCGUACGUGUGGAUGCGUCCAAGGCACCGUUUCUCGCCACAAAACUCGGUCUCAAGGCUCUUCCCGUUGUAGUCUGCUACAUCAAGGGCCAGGAGGCUACCCGGGUGGUUGGCUUCGAACGACUCGGAGGAACAGACAACUUCCAGCUCAGCGCACUGGAAAACCUGCUCUACACUUAUGGAAUCAUCCAGAGAGUGGGAACAAGCGGCAUGCGACGUGCGGAGAAGAAAAUGGAGGAGGAAGAUGAGGACUGGAGCGAUUAA